Molecule: messenger RNA, 1998 nt
Organism: Lithohypha guttulata
Lineage: Eukaryota; Fungi; Ascomycota; Eurotiomycetes; Chaetothyriales; Trichomeriaceae
Exons: 1
Coding region: 1-1998 (665 amino acids)
Biological process (GO): DNA replication initiation
Cellular component (GO): nucleolus
Molecular function (GO): chromatin binding
Source: RefSeq, a predicted model, not a curated record
AUGGGACAUGGAAGGCCAGCUAAACGCCGACGACUGACGCCUCCCGUCGACGAUGAUCGAACUUCCGAAACUAUACAGUCCAAAGAACUCUUCCAUAAAGCAGCUGAUUGGGACCUGGAGCAGGACUACGAAACACGAUCGAGGCGCAAGAAUACCAAAGAAAGCAACAAACUCCCCAUCAAAAAUAUACAUGGCAAUAUUGAGCAGGUCGAGCCAGAGUUGCAAGGUUCAGACGUCGAUUCGGACAGUUUUCUUGGAUCUGGCAGCGAGGAUCAGGAGGAUGUCGAAACACCCCCUACUGACCAAGGCGAACCAGUGCCUGCAGUUCCACUGAAGCAGCAACUUAUACAAGCUCAAGAGGACAUUGCAAGGUUGGCUGGUCUGAUAAAUGAAGAUCCAGAGGAGCACGCUGGCUCGUUCAAGAAGCUUGCCCAAGUCGCAGGAGAGAACGCACAUCCAAGCGUUCUUAAACUAGUCUUACUUUCGCAGUCAGUCGUCUACAAAGACGCUGCGCCAGGCUACCGCAUACGAGCCUACAAAGAUGAAGAUUUAGGAAGUAAAGUCUCAAAAGAUGUACGACGGACGAGACAGUAUGAACAGUCUCUCGUGAUGAACUACCAGAGUUAUGUUCGACGAUUGGUCGAGAUAUGUAGAGACAAAGAACAAGAGUCUCUGAAGGCUACUGCUCUGAGUUGCGUCUGCUCCUUACUGUUGGCCAUACCACAUUUUAACUUUAGGACCGAGCUGUUGAAUGUGCUUAUGCACGAGCUCUCUCGGAAACAAUCAUCAAUCUACUUUGUAAAGAGCAUAGAAACCCUCGAAAAGUUCUUUGAUGAGGACGAGGAUGGAGGUCCUUCUCUUGAAGCUGUAACCCUCUUGGCCAAGAUGAUGAAAGCAAAGGACUACGAUGUCCGAGGCGAAAUCCUGGACACUUUCUUUCACCUAAGGUUGCUGAAUGAAUUAUCUGUCAAAGGGUCAACCAACAGAACUGACAAGCCAGACGAUGUCUCGAAGCUGCAUGGCCGACGUAUUAAGAAGGAGAAGUGGGAACACAGAUCUAAGAAAGAGAAAAAGAUAGCACGUGAACGUAAGGCUGUCGAGAAGGACAUGAAAGAGGCAGACGCAGCUGUUGAUUUCGAGUCUCGAGAGAAGUUGCAAUCUGAAACGCUCAAGGUCGUAUUCGUGACAUAUUUCCGAAUACUGAAAGAGCGUAUACCACGCCUUAUGGGUUCUGUGUUGGAAGGAUUGGCCAAAUUCGCUCAUCUUAUCAAUCAAGACUUCUUCGGAGACAUUCUCGAGGCUCUCAAAGACAUCCUCAAGCAGGCAGAGGCAGUUGAGAGGGAUGACGACGGCCAGGACUCUGAGGGCCGUGACAGAAUGAGAGAGUCUUUGCUGGCCAUCCAAACAGCCUUUACGCUCUUAUCGCAGCAGGAUGCAGCAAAAUCGGCCUCGGCUCUACACCUGGAUUUAUCGUUCUUUACAUCACACGUGUACAGGUCAUUAUACGCUCUAUGUAUUGACCCUGACAUACAACUCGGGCCAAAAUCAAUGCAUCUUCCUGAUCCUGAUGCCGCAGAACCUAGCCGGAGAGACAACAAGGUGAAUGUUUCGACUCCAGUGUUACUAUUGACGCGUGCGUUGACCGCGAUCCUCCUGACACCAUCUUCGCCCCCGACCACUCAGGCAGUUGCUGCAUUCUAUAAAAGGUUAUUGACAGCGUCGCUACAACUGCCGGAGAAGUCGACUAAAGCUAUGUUCGCUCUACUGAAUGCGCUCUUGAGCAAGCACAGCCGCAGGUUGGAAGCGCUCUGGUACAAUGAUGAAAGAAAGGGCGACGGAGUGUUUAAAGGCGAGGCUGAGACAGUAGAAGGCACGAACGUGUUUGCUGUAGGUAGCGGUGUUUGGGAGGAAGAGCUCCUUCGACGUCAUUAUUGUCCCGAGAUCAGUGAGCAGGUAAGAGCCUUUGACAAGGUGAUUGCUGGUCUUGCUGGUAAGUAG